This is a messenger RNA of Symbiodinium necroappetens, 6342 nucleotides long. Lineage: Eukaryota; Dinophyceae; Suessiales; Symbiodiniaceae. The record is from the annotation of a GenBank genome assembly.
AUGGCUGCAACAUCGCCGAAGAGGUGGCCGCCAACUCCGGUGUUAAAGUCAGGGACAUCAACUUUAAGGCCCUGCUGGGCAAGGAGGAGAACCCCAACAUUACGGUUGCGUCCGAGGCCGCACAGACAGCAGAUGACAGCAGUUAUGAAGAGUCUUCUGGGGCAGGAGGAGGAAGACGAUCCGAAGUUGGUCCACGAUGCUGCCGAUAUGCUUGGCUCGAGCAAGGCCGGUGAGGAGCUCGGCGCUGCUGGCAACGCCUUUCAUGAUGAGUGGGAGGAGGAGGAGAUCUUGUACUUACGCAAGCGUGUCGAAGAGCUGGAGAAGAAAUACCUGGAAGCAAAGAUGGAGGCAGAAAGAGCGGAGCUUCGAGCCCCAUGUCCUGAAGUCGACAAGCUGGGGAUCACACUCAAGGAUGUGUAUGAACUGGAGAAGGACGUGGUACGCAAACAGAAGGAGAUGGUUGUGAAUCAGGAGGCCAUGCACCAAGAGCUUGAACACUUGUCGGACCAGGCCAGCACUGGCUUCGGCGAGGGAGAUACGGCUGGUGCGCCUUCGAAUGAAAGCCUGAAGGCCAGCUUUGCUGGCUGCAAUAUGAUCCUGCUGCAGGAAGUGAUGAGCAACCAGAAGGCGAUGGUCCGGAAUCAAGAGGGCAUGAAAGAGGAACUGGAGAAGUUGUCGGAGGACACAAGUACAUCUUUGAAUCCAAGCCUCCAGGAAGUGAUCAGCAUGGAGAAGGAAGUGAUGAGCAACCAGAAGGCGAUGGUUCGGAAUCAAGAGGGCAUGAAAGAGGAACUGGAGAAGUUGUCGGAGGAGGCAGUUGAAACACACAGCCGAGAAAUGAAGUGGGAAGCAUGUGAUGUGCUCGACUGGCACAAGGAAGUGAUGAGAAACCAAGAGGCCAUGGUCAAAAAUCAAGACAGCAUGAAGGAGGAACUGGAGAAAUUGUCGGAGGAGACGAGAACCGGUGUAGCGGUUGAGUCGGGCGGCGAGGCGCCACAGCAAGCUUUCAAGGGCAAAGAGCUGGAGGAUGAGGAGGCGGAGGAGGUGUCCGUGCAGACGGAAAUCUCCGGGAAGUGCUUCCUUUCCGAGCCGGUUGCCGCGAAGUUCAUGCCCGUUUUCGAGGGCUGGUUGCUGCUCACGUCUUUGGCGAAGCGGCUCAAGUGGGAGGAGCUUGCCGGAGUCAUCGCAAAAUUCCGAAACAACGUGGGCAGCCCAACAGAUGAAACGCUGCUGCAUGCGGUCGCUGAUGUGGCUCCAGACAUGGCCAAGCUGCAAAGCAACGAAGCUUUUGCCUGGACUUUCGGUGAUCACCUUCUGAAGGCCUCGGACGAGGUGAACUUUACCAACGCGCAGCUCCUCAAAGCAGAGUGCCCCAGCUGUCUAUGGUACAUCGACUUCAUUAAUUUGGGUCUGCCCAGUGCUCUUCUUCGUUCCGAAGGACAAGCACGUGAAAGGCUGGAGGAACUUGAAGGUGAUCUUUGCCAUGGCAUGCGCAAGUUUUUGGUUGAUGUGCAAGCAGCGACGGGGCUGAAUCGAGUGGUUCGCUAUUUCGGAUGCGGGAAGAACCGAGUCCGGACAGAGCCGCCAGUCCGAAAAGGUGUGUUGGAAAACUGCGAGCUCACAGAGGAUCCGGAGGUGCACGAUUUCAUGUACUCCAUGUGCGGCAAUGGUGACAUCAGCACCGGCAAGUGCAGGCUGCAGCAUGGUGGCAUCCAAUUCUUUUCCUAUCCAUGUUGGGCUGUGUUGACCGGAAAGACUGGCCCCGCAAAUCAGGAGAAGCAGGAAUGCAUAGCUAAAGAAGAGGGCCCUGCCGCAGAGCAAUGUGCGGAGCCGCAGGCGGUUGCUUUCAGAGGCCAGUUCAACCGGGGCAUGGCGGAUUAUAUUUAUGGCACGCCUCCACCUCUUACGCACUCCAGAAGCAGAGAAUGGAAGAAGCUCAAGGGCAAGAGGGGCAGCAUCGAUCUAGGUUGGGAUCCAGACGACAUGCUCUAUUCGCUUCCGCAAAAUCGAAAGCUUGAUCCCCCACUCUGGGAGAUGCUCCGCGAGGCCGAGGUGGGCGAAGGCAUGAUGAUGAUCAGCUAUGGCUAUUCUGGCGCUGGAAAGACCACUACACUGAUUGGCGAUGCGACGGCACCUGUUGGAGGUGGCCGUGGAAUCGACGGUGUGCUUUCACUCUACCUCAAAGAGAAUGCCAACAAAAUCGAUGAUGUUAAGGUGAAAAUCUUCGAGGUGUACGGACGCAUCAGCGCACAGGAUGGCUACAUGAAAGCCCAGACCGGGUCUGGUAUCUGGGGCUAUCGACUGCGGGAGAAGACUGCCGUGUACCUGGGACAAUCAACGGCCUUUGAAGAAGAAGCCCCCGAGGACGAGGACCAGCCUCGCUCGGGAAGCCUGAACCUCACAUUGCUAGAGGAGAAGCUGGACCCUUGUGCCCACAAAAGCAAAGAUGAAGCCUGUCAAGAUCCCUUCACCUACAGCAUCAAGGCAGAAAGCCCACCAUCAAUGGCUGGCACUAUUCCUUGGCAUGAAAAAGUCAAGGAGGUGCUCACUGUCAUCGAGGACAUCCGCCUGGACGAAGACCAGUUUAAGGCAGGUGGUGAGCCCAUUGCCCACAUCCGCGGCACGGUGAACAAUCCGAAGUCUUCUCGUGGAACGCUGUUCGUGCUGACCAACAUCGAGUUCAAAAACGGAAAGAUGGCACCAGUCUCCACGGUCGACUUGGCAGGCUCUGAAGACCCGGCUGUCAUGGUGUCCGGUUUUCUGCAAUUCAAGAACAACGAAAAUCCUCGAGGACAAGGCUUGUGCGAUCCCCGCAACGGCAAAAUGCCCAAAGAGUUGAUGGCCAAGUAUCUGGCAAGUCUGAGUAGCUGGGAUCUGAUGUCUGGACCUUUGUCUUGGUGCUACAAACUGAAAGACGUCCUUGUCGAGUGCGACCCCGUGAAGCCGGCACGUGGCUGUGUGAACAUCAUUCUGCCGAGUGGAAAGAAGGAGAUGGUUGUACCCAAACUGGACAAAAACGACAAAUGGCUUGAACAGGACGACCGAGGAGUGGACCUGGAUCCAUCCUUCAUGUUUCCAUCCAAAAAGGACGGUCUGAACAUUGCGCAAAAAAAGGGCGCCACCUUCAGCAGAGAAGAUAUUCUGGCAGCGUAUGAACAAGGACCAGUAGAGGGCCUUUCCCCGAAGCGUAUGGAGACAAAUCCGUUCAGGGACGACGACUUUGACAUGACCUGGGCAGAACGACUGUGGUCCAGGAACCAUAAAGGUGUUGGUGUGAUGGACUUCGUGCUUCUUGGAUCAAAAGUCAACAGCAAUUCGCAACUUGGCAAGCAGCGAGGCACUGUGUCAAGGUACACCGAGACGGCGAAGGGCCAGUAUAAGGGAAAAGUCGAUACCGAAAUCCCCAAGACAUUGACCCGAUGCACGGGCGGCCCGAAAGACCCCAACUAUGGGAAGUGGCAGGACAAAGACGACGUGAAGAACUGGAAAAAGGCGCGCAAAAUGUUCUUCGAAAAAAUGAAGGAAGUGAUUGGCUCGCAGGUCGCUCUGGACAACAACAACGAGUUCAUUCGACAUCUAACUUACUUCACAUCAGCUAUUGGGCCAAUCGUGGAAGAAGCUUUCUUCAUCAACGAAGCCUUGAACGACAUGAAAGGCUACCUUGGGUACUGGGCAAAGACAAGCCAGUUGUCGGCACCCGGCUCCAUAAUCAAUCUGUGGCCUCCGGAAGAACUGAAGGUGAAGGGCAAGGACAACCAAAUCGUUGAUUACUCCGAGGGCAGCAAGAUCAGCGAGACGGGCUAUGACAUCUUCAAGUUCCUAAAGCCGAAGGAUGCCGAAGAGAGCUACGCGGAACAGCUAUCACAUGGUCAGGAUGGCAUCAUGCUAGUGACGAUGCUGGAGUUCAUCCGACGGAUUUCUGUUCGAAGGGACAAGAACACGAAAGUGCUGGUUGGCGUUUUUGUCAGAUCUGACAUUCCUGGAGCUGACCUCGAUUGCGAUGGAGCGAAAGCUUCCCUCCAAUUUGCCCAAGAGCUUUCGGAUAUGGUCGGCUGGUUCGCGAUGCUGUCAGACGCAGAAGCAAAGUGGCUACUGUAUGCUGUGCUGCGGCUUAGUUCGUGGCCAAGGCCGAUGGACAGCAUCGAGGACCAGGCUGCCAUCUCGGGCGAUGAAGCGAAGUUCAUUCGAGAAGAGAACCGCAUGCUCAGGAGGCAAUUGGAGAAUCAUCCAGAGGUGCAGCGCAUGAUCGCAGAGAACUGGGCACUGCGCGGGAGCGAAGAACUGCGAGCGUUGGAUCCAGCAGGCGCUGGCAUCAUGUCGCAAUUUCGCACGAGGAUCCGGCUCUUGCUGCUGCGUGCGAGGAGCAAGACUUGGUUCUACUUCCAAAAGAUGGCGAAGGAAGUCGAGGAGCUCAUGCGGGCCAAGGACCGCGAGCCGCGAGAGCGAGCGGCUGCGAACGGCGGCGCAAGCCAGGCCGAGUUUCACGUGAAGUUCUGUGUGCUAUCCAAUGCACGACUGGGAAUGCACACCGCUUCUGCCGUGGGCUUGACGAUGCCGAAUCAGCAGUGCGAAUCACCGGCCGUGGCACAAGUCGUUGAGCUGGACAUUGCCACGCAAGAAGCCCUCAAGCAGGCUCAAGGACUCCUUCAGGGGCCCGGCUGCGCCCGGUUACCGGCGGUCACCGCGGCCGGUGCUGCAGGGCGGCGCGGUGCGAAGGAGGUGGAUGAUGGUCGCUCUCCAGAGCGAGGAAUCGGGCCUCCGGAGCAGGUUGGGACGGUUCCAUGUGACGACGAAGAGCGCUUUAAGCAGGCCGUGCAGCGAAUACAGCAACUGCAGGGCACCGUGGACUUGGUCAGUGCUGCCUACGGCGACGCCUUUGAUGAGUUCCAGCGCUUGAGAGAGGAGUACGAGAGCCGGCUCGAAGAGUGUCAGUUCUUUGAGUUGCAGUGCAGUCGUCUAAACCUCACCUGCCUCGAUCUGGCAGAAAGGCUUCAGCACGACAGGCCUGUGGCACUCGCAGAGUGCAGUGGAGAGACAGAAGCGAAGCUUCUCUAUGUCGUCCUUGCGAGACGCGACCUUCUGGCAGCAGAGGUUCGAGGUCAGGUGGAUGUGAUUGGACAUCCUGAGAUCGAAGUGAUCCUGUCGCUCCAGGAGCUUAGAGAACUGACCGGAGCAGACCCUUUGCCAGAGGAUUUGAGCGUGCUUCGGCUGCGGAUGUUGGCUUGCCCGAAGUUUCUGAAUAAGCAGGGAUUGAACCUCGUCUUGGGUAGACGAGGUCAGCGAGACGCCCGCGCAGUCAAGCGAGUCUCUUCACGGCUCAACUCCGUGGAUGCUCGCGCUUCAGCCGCACUUCAGACUGCACGGCCACCAUGUUCCAGUCUGUGCUGCGGCUUUGCACGGCUCUUCGAUGACAGGGAGACAUCGACUCAGGCUUACUCCGACUGUGACCAUCUCCCAACCAUGGUGACUGAAGCAGAUGAGGUGCUUGCAGGCAUCGACUUUGUACCAUCCAUGGAGGCGCCCCUCGAGAACCAGACUGAUCGACGCGCUCUGCGCCUUGAAGAGCAGCCCCCGUUGGCGGCGAAGCAACUGCAGGCCAACUAUGGCAUCGGCUAUGCGUUGCUUGUCAACAUGGGCUACUCGGGGGGAGGUCCAACACCUCUCUGUGGAGUGAAGCGCCUAGCUCGCGCUGGACUGCAAGAAGAUGAGGCCAUCGUCGUGGACGCUACCAUGAAGCGAGGAGUCAAGCGCAGGAUGGAGCAAUGGGCCAAGCUAGAGAGUCAGCGCCACGGCCAAGCAGAGUUUGAUGCAGAGGAGGGGCAGGAUGCCGAGAGCUUCGAGGACGAAGAGCUGUGUGGACUUGGGAAGGCGCUGGUCCGGGAGCUUCGAUCCACUCGUGAGAAGAAGCUGAGCAUUCCGCAGCUUGCGAAGAAGCCACGAGUCCUGAGGGUGCUCGAUCUGUGGCAAGUCGAAGCCGAUUUCGAACGCUUCCUGAAGCAGUUCGUUCGCGACGAGCUCCAAUCCAUAUGUGAACUGGUCCGAUCGUCAGGAAUUGCCAUCAAGAAGAUCACGAACAAGACGUCGCGGUUUGCGCGUGCCUGCGAGGAGGCAUGGGUGGUGCGCUUGAAGGGCCACAAGGCCAACUCGGAAGAGGUCGCCAUGCCUCGCGAAACCGGCCCGAGCCCGGCCGGCGUUGCCAUGACAGGAAUUGGUCCCUCAGCGGAGCCCGCAGACAGCCUCUAUCCAGAUGACUGGGGAGUUGACGUUGGCACAGGUUGGUUGUCACAGCCAGCUCCGGAAGCAGAGCCUACACCAGCGAUUUAUGGUCCUUUGCGACUUUGA